Emericellopsis atlantica is the source of this 1280-nucleotide messenger RNA. RefSeq names its product alpha-galactosidase A. The coding region runs from base 299 to 1102 and encodes 267 amino acids. Lineage: Eukaryota; Fungi; Ascomycota; Sordariomycetes; Hypocreales; Bionectriaceae. The record is from RefSeq and is a predicted model, not a curated record. The transcript has a single exon.
UGAUAGCAACCGACCUAAUAGCGCUCACCGGGGACCUACUCGGCCGGCGGUUAAAUCUUAAGCCCAAAAUUUCUGGUAUUAGGGCGACCUUGCCACCUUGGUGAGUUGCAGGUGAUACCCGAGCACGGUGCUACUGUAUGCCACGGGCUCGCCGCUCGAGUCCGGCGCCAGGUAAGCGCAUAUUUUUUCAGACAUCCCACUCGGGCUGUAUGCACCUCUCAACUGCAAUACAAAAUUGCAUCUGGCAGAACCGCAACACAAAAUUGCGACGGGCAGAGAGUAACUUGCCAGACCUAUCAUGACGAUACUGCCGAAAUCAGACAUCGAAAUUCUCUGUCAGUGCAUAGACGAUGAAAGUGGAUACUAUCGUCUCCGGGUGGGCCGAAGAGUCCACUAUCUCACAAUCUCCUCGGGCGUAUUCGACGACGAUACUAUGUGUCGGCCCUAUCUCCUCAUUCCCAGGUUGCCAAACCUUCCCGACUCGCCGUGGACCACUAUGACUAUCUCGCGGGACGAGGAUGGCUCCCUCACGUCAAUCAUCUCUACGGACCCACUGCCCGAGAUCCAGACAACCUGGCAUGAACUGCACGUCGAUGUGUUGAGCUUGGAGAGAACGAGGCGUUUCCGCUCGGGAGUGCAUGAGGUCCAAUAUGAUGGCGCACCUGCCAUCGCCAAGAUCGCAUGCUUUAAAUGGGACAUAGCUCGGAUUGAGCGCGAGACGUGGGCGUACUCGAUAAUGGCACGUCAUCAUGGCCAACAUCCCAACGAGUCUCCCAUUGCACCUAAGUUCCUCGGCCAUUUGACUGAGAACGGUAGAACCAUGGGUUUCUUGCUGCAAAAGGUGCAUGGAAGGUCGGCCUGUGUCGACGACUUGACCAACUGUGAGGCGCUACUUCGCAGACUGUAUCGGCUGGGGCUGAUUCAUGGUGACGUGAAUCGGCAUAACUUCCUCGUUGACAGUGUUUCUGGAAGCGGCAUGCGUCUGGUUGAUUUUGAACAUGCCGAGGAGUUCGACGAAAGGCUGGCUAGAGCAGAGUUGCUGUCCUUGCCGGCGGAGCUAGCCGAAGAAACUGGGCGGGGAGCGACCGUGGUACUGCAAUGAGGCCCGGACGGGAAAGCAUGUACUUAGUGGACGAAAUAAAUAAGAUACUUGAUAGCCAAGGGUAUUGGAGACUGUGUAGGAAGCUCUCGAAAAUGCCAUAAAUGACUUCCACAGCGUGUUGACCAAAGAUCAACGCGGCAGAUUAUUUCGCCUCGGGGCCGUACGCGAUCCAGAGACG